GGUUACGUAAAAAAAUGGUCUAAAUCAACUUGCAGGUCAAUGGAAUGGGAUCCUUUUGAAUUCCAGCCAGCCAAAGCCUGCCGGCACUAAAUGGGGGCUCCUUGUCCUUGGAGACUGGAGUAGAGGGUAGAUAGGGAGAACUGAAUGAUGUCGGCGUUAGGUGAGAAUUGAUUAAGUGGCCUCCUUCUUGCAAGGGUUACCGCACGCCCACGCAGUUUGAUACUUUGCUUUACUGAAUUGCUGCCGCUGCCGCAACGGCACCGAUCGAGUAGAAGAAGAAGAAAUGGGGAGUGAGUUCGAGUUGACUGGGUUCGAACAAGGGGUUUUGGAGACCUUGAAGAGGUGCCAGCAGCGAAAUGAAAACACUCUGCUCUGGGCACUGGAAGUGACUAAAUGCGUAAGGUCGUGGGGUAUAGGGCUUCCCUGCGCCGAGUUGGGCCAAGUCUUGGUCUCCCAUCUCUGCUUUGACAACAAUCACUCAUCCCUUUGGAAGUUCAUGGAGCAAGCUCUUUCCUCUGGCCUCAUCUACCCACUUCAAGUCCUAUCCCUCCUCACGUCCAGGGUACUUCCUCAUCGCCGCUCUCAACCAAAGGCGUAUAGACUCUAUCUUGAACUUCUUAGUCGAUAUGCGCUUUCGUUUAAUCCAGUGAUGGCAGAUGCCUGCAAAGAGAAGAUAAUAAAAUCUGUUGAUGUUGCCCUUCAACUGUCUCAGACAUAUAGGGUCCAUAUUCUGGAGCUUGGACAUGCCUUCGUGCUGUUCUUUUUCAGUAUUGUCGUUGGUUUGAUUGAUAGCACAUUGGACGAUUGGGGUUUACAUAUGACACCUACAGACAGACCAAGUUUUGCAGUUGGAAGCGCAGACCUCCUUGAUAUGGACAUAGAUUUUAAAGGGAGCCACAAUUUCAGAGGAAAUGAACAUCAUGAACAUAUAAGGAGGUCGAAUUCUUUUAUGGCCUUGGACGUGGUGGAAAAACUAACAGAAAGCAGAAAAGCUAUGGUUAUACUCCGCCUUGUUCACUUGAACAUGCCUGAGAAGUUCAAUGGCCUCCUGCAGAGGCUGUGGUUCCUUGAGGCCAAUGAAUUGGUAUCCCCAGAUCUGAAUUCUGCAAAUCAAUUAUUGGCAAAAUUAUCUGCCAACAUUCACAGAGUGUUGGGCUUUCAGUACCAGUUAGACAAGCGCCAUAUAAUUGGGAUGCUUGUUGAUAUCCCGUCAUGUAAGCCAGCGCCUUGCUUCCAUUCGGGAUUUAGUCGGUCUGCUUGCUGGGUUCCUUUUGAUAUUUACAUGGAGAAUACAAUGGAUGGGAAACAACUUCCUAUCAAGUCUGCUGUGGAUGUAUUGACAGAGGCAAUUAAGACUCUCCAAGUAUUUAACCAGGCAAGCUGGCAAGAAACCUUCCUGGCGCUUUGGCUUUCAGCCCUUCGGCUUGUGCAACGAGAACGUAAUCCUCCAGAAGGUCCGGUUCCAGGUCUUGAGGCUCGUCUUUCUGUCCUUCUGUCUAUCGUCCCCUUGGCAAUUGCUAAUGUUUUGGAGGAUGAGGCCAAACUGUGUUGCUCUUCUAUUCCAGGAGCUACUGCUACUGGAUAUGUUGAAUCUGGGUGUAGGCAUAAAAUGAAUGGGAAGCAUCGUGCUUCAAGGAAAGAUGGGCUGAUUUCCUCUCUCCAGGUUCUUGGACACUUCUCUGGCCUGCUAUGCCCUCCGUUAUCUGUCAUUAGUGAAGCUAAUAAUGCAGCUAGAAAAGCAGCUAGCUUCAUUACUAAUGCCAAGAACGAAAGGGAUGGUAUAGGUGGAGGCAGUCAUGUUGAUACUUCUAUAAAAGCAGGGGGCAACAUGAGGCACCUCAUAGUGGAAGCUUGCAUUGCAAGAAGUUUAAUUGACACAUCAGCAUAUGUUUGGCCUUGUUAUGUGUCUGCAUCAAUAAUUUCACUGUCAGAUUCAUCAUCAAUUGAAAAAUCUCCUUGGUUAAUAUUUAUGGAAGGAGCACCAUUAAAUGGUUCUCUAAUAAAUUCUCUUAUCACGACUCCUGCUUCGAGUUUAGCGGAGAUAGAGAAAUUAUAUUAUAUAGCAAUAAAUGGAUCAGAGGAGGAGAACUCUGUAGCUGCAAAGAUUCUAUGUGGUGCAUCUCUCUCCCGUGGAUGGAACAUUCAGGAACAUGUGGUGCGAUUUGUGGUCAAGCUUCUUUCUCCUCCAGCUCCUCCUAGUUAUACUGGACCAGGGAGUCACUUAGUUGAUUAUAUGUCCAUGUUGUAUGCUCUUCUUUUGGGAGCUUCCUCUGUUGAUACUGUUCAUAUACUUUCUUUGCAUGGUGCGGUCCCUGAAGUUGCAGCUUCAUUAAUGCCACUUUGUGAGGCCUUUGGCUCAGUAAAACCCUCAUCAAGUAACAAGUCAAGCAAAGGUGACGAGCCCUCGAUUCACAUGGUCUUUUCUUUAGCAUUUCUGUAUCUUCUUCGUCUAUGGAAAUUCUACAGAGCCCCUCUUGAGCAGUGCAUUUCAGAGCGAGGAAUAGUAGGAGUUCAGGGUGAGGUCACUUUGGAGUAUCUUUUAUUAUUGCGCAAUAGCAGCAUUGCCUCUUGCCAGGUCGAAACAAAUAGCAAUCCAAACGAGUCUGAGUCAGCAUCAGGAAAGCCUAUAUAUAUUGAUUCUUAUCCCAAAUUACGAGCCUGGUAUUGUCAAAACAAAUCUUGUAUAGCUUCAACCCUUGCUGGCCUCUCCAGCGGAAAUCCUGUUCAUCAAGUUGCUAAUAAGAUUUUGAGUAUGAUUUACUGGAAAAUGACUAAAGGUGUCACCUCAGCUAGUAACUCUUCAACACUAACAAGCAGCAGCACAGGCAGCUCCCCUGCAAGUACUGGAGAAGAUGAUUAUCAAAGACCUAUGCUCCCUGCAUGGGAGGUGUUGGAAUCUAUUCCGUUUGUUCUUGAGGCAAUUUUAACUGCUUGUGCCCAUGGAAGGCUUUCAUCUCGGGAUUUGACAACAGGCCUGAGAGACCUUGUUGAUUUUCUUCCUGCAUCUCUUGCUGCUAUUGUUAGUUACUUCUCUGCAGAAGUUACUCGUGGUAUAUGGAGACCUGUUCCAAUGAAUGGAAAAGAUUGGCCCAGUCCAGCAGCAAUCCUUCCGUCAGUACAGUCUGAAAUAAAAACCAUACUUGCUGCUGUGGGUGUUGAUCUUCCAAGCUGUUCCACUGGAAAUUCACUUAUAAUGCUUCCACUGCCUAUGGCAGCGCUUGUCAGUUUAACCAUUACUUUUAAACUUGAAAAGAGUCUGGAAUACAUCCAUUCGGUUGCUGGGCUGGCUUUGGAGCACUGUGCAUCAAGCUGCCCUUGGCCUGGCAUGCAUAUAAUUGGAUCUCUAUGGGCUCAAAAGGUCCGACGCUGGCAUGACUUCAUUGUUGUAACAUCAUCUCGUUCUAUCUUCAGGCAAAACAAAGAAGCUGUUGCCCAGCUCCUGAAAAGUUGCUUCUCCUCAUUCCUUGGAUCAUUUGACAUCUCAACUUUUUCAUUGAACAAUCAAAGCAGCGUUAAUGGUCUGUUGGGAAGCUCUAUUUCUGCUCGUGGUGUUUGCUCUUCUGUAGCACCUGGAUUUCUAUACCUCCGCUCCUGUCGGACAAUACAGAAUGUAGACUACGUAAAUGAUAUUAUAGUAGGACUCGUAGCUGAACAUGCUCGGGAAUUAGCUGCCAGAUGGGCAAGCACAGACUCCCCUCGGUUGAAGUCUAGUCAAGCAUCAUUAUCCAUGGCCACUACUAGGGCAAGGGAGGUGGCCUCACUAGGAGCAAGCCUUUUAUGUGUCACGGGUGGAGCGCCCCUGGUCCAAGAACUGUUCAGGAAUACCAUUCCAACCUGGCUGCUAUCGUCAAGGGAAGAGAAACUUCACAAGGUGAGUGCUGUGUCCCGUAUAGUAGAGGGGUACGCCAUGGCAUAUCUGUUGAUUUUGUCAGGGGCAAUUUUAUGGGGUGUUGAGGCGAAACCGGCAUCAUUGGCGUUCGCUAGAAGGGCCCGUAUUGUUGGGGCUCAUAUGGACUUUUUGGCGGGGGUAUUGGAGGGAAACAUAUCACUUGCUUGUGAUCCUGCUACUUGGAAAGCUUAUCUGUCUUGUUUAGUAGGCUUAAUGGUGCGCUUCACUCCAGCAUGGAUUCAAGAAGUGAAGCUGGAGACGUUGAGGAAAUUGGCCGGUGGAUUGAGAGGAUGGCAUGAGUGCGAGCUGGCCCUUUCUCUGCUUGAAAGAGGUGGGACUGCAGCCAUAGGAUCUGUUGCCGAAUUAGUGAAUGUAAUUAAUUAGUUCUGUGGGUAUGUAGGAUCUGUUUAAUGUAAACAGAAGAGUUGUAAAAGCAAUAUAAAAGGUCCUCGAUCUAUGAGUACCAUUACAAAAUACUCUUGCCUUUCUGUUUCCAUCUGUUAGCAUGUAGGUUUUCUUCUUGUUUCUACGAGUGGCCAAGUUUUUAGCCAUCUUAGAAAAUCUUGAAGGGACAAGCUGGGCCACUCAGGUUCCAGGGGGCGAAAGAUCCUGAAAGAAGGCAAAGGAUGAUUGAUUUUA
This is a messenger RNA of Corylus avellana, 4528 nucleotides long. RefSeq names its product mediator of RNA polymerase II transcription subunit 33A. The record is from RefSeq and is a predicted model, not a curated record. Gene Ontology annotation, biological process: regulation of phenylpropanoid metabolic process. Lineage: Eukaryota; Viridiplantae; Streptophyta; Magnoliopsida; Fagales; Betulaceae. Gene Ontology annotation, cellular component: mediator complex.